AUGGAGAAACUCAAAUUUUCUCGGCAGGUGGAGUGGUGGCAGAAGAACAUCACCUAUCGUUUUCGAAGGCUUUGGGUUACCAUCGCCACACGUUUUGGAAUUCGUAAAACUGGGCUGAAGAAGCUAAGAAAUGAUGUGAGGACUUGUGAAUAUGAGGAUAUUCGUGUGAUGUGGGAUAUGUUGAACAGAAAUGAAUCAUUAUCAGAGUUUGGUGGUAAUUCUCCAAACAAAAUCAAGAAGAUGCAUCACUUGAAAUUGUUCAAAUGGGCAAGGUGUGUUGCUCCAUAA
Lathyrus sativus (Indian pea) is the source of this 288-nucleotide messenger RNA. The record is from the annotation of a GenBank genome assembly. NCBI's taxonomy places the organism in Eukaryota, Viridiplantae, Streptophyta, Magnoliopsida, Fabales, Fabaceae.